GGGGCGAUGCCCGGGUGAUGCACCAAUCACAGCACGCCCUGCCCUAUAUAAGGCCGGGAGGCCGCGCGGCAUCUUGUGCUCGUCGGUGGUCGCCCUCAGCUUGUCUUCGUGCCAUGUCUGAGACGGCUCCCGCAGCCACAGCUGACACUGCCUUGGUUUCAAUGGACAAUCCUCCAGUUAAGAAGAGGGGGAAGAAGCCGGGGGGCCAACUAGGCGCUAGUCGCAAGGCCCCGAGCCUCUCCGUGUCCAAGCUGAUCACGGAGGCGCUGUCGGUGUCCCAGGAGCGAGCUGGCAUGUCCCUGGCAGCGCUCAAGAAGGCGCUGGCGGCCGCCGGCUACGACGUGGAGAAGAACAACAGCCGCAUCAAACUGGGCCUCAAGAGCCUGGUGAGCAAGGGCACCCUGGUGCAGACCAAGGGCACCGGCGCCUCGGGCUCCUUCAAGCUCAGCAAGAAGGCACUUCCAGAGCCAACCAAGAGCAAGGUCAAAAGGCCAUCUUCCGCCAAGGCGAAGAAGCUGGUUUUAUCCAAGGAUUCAAAGUCCCCGAAAGGUGCCAAGUCCAACAAGAAAGCCAAGAAGCCCCGGGCAACGGCAGCGCAGAAAGCGGCCAGAAGCGGCAGGAAGGCCUUGGGGGCCAAGGGCAAGCAAGCGCGAAAGAGCCCGGGGAAGGCCAGAGCAGAGAAGCCGAAGGCCGGGAAGCCCAAGCUGAGCCAGCAGAAAACCAACGCGAGGAAAGUGGCGUCCAAGAAAUAAGCCAAAAGAAGCUCUGCUGUGAACCCAAAGGCUCU
Molecule: messenger RNA, 787 nt
Organism: Neogale vison (American mink)
Lineage: Eukaryota; Metazoa; Chordata; Mammalia; Carnivora; Mustelidae
Gene: H1-6
Product: H1.6 linker histone, cluster member
Exons: 1
Coding region: 18-752 (244 amino acids)
Biological process (GO): nucleosome assembly
Cellular component (GO): nucleosome
Molecular function (GO): structural constituent of chromatin; DNA binding
Source: RefSeq, a predicted model, not a curated record